This is a messenger RNA of Pocillopora verrucosa, 584 nucleotides long. Lineage: Eukaryota; Metazoa; Cnidaria; Anthozoa; Scleractinia; Pocilloporidae. The record is from RefSeq and is a predicted model, not a curated record.
CAAAAGAUCCAGAAAAUGAUUGAAAAAAGACGCUUUGGUGGCGAAAUCAAAGUUGGCAGCGUGGAAGAGUUCAGGGCAAGAAGAAGAGUAAUCAUCUUGUCAACAGUUAGGAGCACCAAGAAAGAAUAUCUGGAGAUGGACAAGGACUUCCGCCUCGGAUUCCUCAACAAUCCCAAGAGAUUCAACGUGGCCAUAACUCGUGCCCAGGCUCUCUUGAUUCUCAUAGGGAAUCCGGACAUGCUCUGCUUGGACGAGAACUGGAAAACUUUUGUAGAUUAUUGUCGAGAAAACAAAGCUACUGUUGACGUGGAGAGGAAAGAAAAGGUGGAAGACAUUGCAGAUACUUUAAAAAGACUCAAAAUCUUCUCCUCAGGCGCUUCAGAAUAUGACGAAGACGGCUCAGAAAUUAGCCAGCGUCAGCUUCAAGAACACCCAGAGUGGACUAGGCACGAGUAAAUGUCUCUAUUCCAAUCUCCAGCUGCGCUAGAACCUUAUCAUCUUGUAAUUAAUUUUUAAACAAAUCAUCUUCGAGGACUUUUUAUUUGAACUUUCAGUGUUAGAUUUUGUAAGUUAGGAUUUGCAAU